Telopea speciosissima is the source of this 1093-nucleotide messenger RNA. Its product is annotated as transcription termination factor MTEF1, chloroplastic. The transcript has 2 exons. Gene Ontology annotation, molecular function: double-stranded DNA binding. Bases 31 to 924 code for a protein of 297 amino acids. The record is from RefSeq and is a predicted model, not a curated record. Gene Ontology annotation, biological process: regulation of DNA-templated transcription. NCBI's taxonomy places the organism in Eukaryota, Viridiplantae, Streptophyta, Magnoliopsida, Proteales, Proteaceae.
UUACAGUCAUCCAUUCCCGCGAAAAGAGAAAUGCCGAUCCAGCUCCAACUACUCCAAGUUCACUCCCUUCACUUCCCAUCGGUCUGCUCGUCUUCUUCCAACCCAUCAUCGUCUGCUUACACUCCUCCUCUCCCUUCUUCUUCUCACUCCCAUUCUCCUUCUCUUUCUUUUACUUCUGGUCGCCACCCUCCACUCCUUCGCUUCCGUACUUCCUACCGCGAAAAUCUGCGAUACCUCAGAACCCUAGGCAUUAUCUCCAACAGAGAGGUCCCCUCCCCUGAAACUCUCCAGAGCAUUCUCUCCAUCAUCAACUUCUUCAAAUCCAAGGGCUUCUCCGAAUCCGAUUUCCGCAGACUCUACUUCCUCCGCCCUCAACUCUUCUCCCCCAGCCUCGAUCCCGCCGAUUUCGCUCCCGUCUUCGAGUUUUUAGCCACCGAAGUCGCAGCGUCUCCUGCCGAAUCCUGUGCUCUGAUUCUCCGGUGCCCUGGAAUCCUCCUCUCACACGUUGACUUAUGCCUGAGACGUACGCUUCUCUUCCUCAGAGAAUUGGGGCUGGAGAAGCUCAAUUUGCCCACCUCCCUCAACGCUCAUUUGCUCAACACUCGCGUCGAUAAACUUGAAGCGAAGAUUAGGUUUUUGCAGAGCUUAGAUUUUUCCCGUGAGGAAGCUGCUAGGGCAUGUUCUCGUCUACCUGCGAUUUUUGGGUACAGUAUCGAGAAUAAUAUGAGACCCAAGUUCAAGUAUUUGGUGAAAGAGAUGGAGAGAGAUAUCCAAGAACUAAAGGAGUUUCCGCAGUAUUUUGCCUUCAGCCUGGAGAAACGAAUUAUUCCGAGGCAUUUACAUUUGAAGGAGAGGAACGUUCGGAUACCGUUACAGAUGAUGCUGUUGUGGAAUGACGAGAAAUUUUAUACCAAAUGGAAGUGAAACUCGGAAGCUGUACAGAGGCCCUAAAUUGCAGGGAAAACACACUAAUUCUCUAACUAGUAUUGGGCUCAAUUUAAUUUCGCUACGCCACUCUUAUUAUCAUUUGUCCUCGGCAAGUUCUUUACAGAAGGGGAAAUGGAGUAAAACAAGAUUGCAAAUUAGUAAUGAA